AUGGUAAUAUUGCAAAAAAGACUUCCCUCUCUUGAUACAACUCAAGUUAUCGAAUUAGCUUCAACAAUCAUUGAAUAACCUGAUUGCAAACAUGUUGAUAAAGUAGCAUCGUAUGAAACUGCCUUGACAACCUUAGGAAAGGUAGCCAUGUAUUGCAAUGUUGCUUAAAAAGAAUAACUCUUAAAUAAAUUCUUAGAUUCCCUUCCACAUGAAUACCAAGAUAAUCAAGAAACUCAUUUAAUGUUUAUUAAAGAAGUUUAAAAUAACAAUCCAACCUUGAUGUAAUUCAAAGAUUUAGUGAUCCAAGCUUUGAAUAGAAUUAAAACUUAAGAUUGCAACAAUCCUGAAAAUGAAUUGUUGUGCGAUGAAGGAAGAAAAUUGAUUUCAUAAUUAUUAUGUUGAAUUUUAUAAGUUAUAUAAAUACAAAUUUA
Messenger RNA from Paramecium tetraurelia, 431 nucleotides. RefSeq lists its product as uncharacterized. NCBI's taxonomy places the organism in Eukaryota, Ciliophora, Oligohymenophorea, Peniculida, Parameciidae. The record is from RefSeq and is a predicted model, not a curated record. The transcript is spliced from 2 exons.